CGUGCGCAUGCGUGGAGCGCAGCGCGCGCGGCGGUUGGGCCGUUGGCUGUUCGGCCCUGGGAUCCGCCGCGUCUCCGCGAGCAGUCGGCUCUGAGCCGCGAGCCGCAGUGAGCACUCGGAUUCCAGCGGGCGCCAACGAGCCCGGGGGCAUCGCCCGAAGCGGCCAAGCUCAUGGCCGGCUGAGCGGGACGCCGCCUCCGCCUCAGCCACCGCCGCCGCCGCCGCCUCCUCCUCCUCAGCCGGCGGCGGCCCGGGCCCAGCAGCCAUGGCCGAAGACUACUGGGACGGGCGCCUGCGGCGAACUGGAGGAGAAGGAGGUCGCGCGGCCUCAUCCUGGGCCGCCGCCCCAGGCGCCACCGCGCCGGCCCCGAGGCUCUGAGGUUGCUCGCGCGCCCCCGCCGGUCGCCAUGGAUCGGAUGAAGAAGAUCAAACGGCAGCUGUCAAUGACACUCCGAGGGGGCCGAGGCAUAGAUAAGACCAAUGGUGCCCCUGAGCAGAUAGGCCUGGAUGAGAGUGGUGGCGGUGGUGGCAGUGACCUUGGAGAGGCUCCAACACGUGCUGCCCCUGGGGAACCUCGCUCUGGACGGGGCCCACUUAGCUCUGCACCAGAGAUUGUGCACGAGGACUUGAAGAUGGGGUCAGAUGGGGAGAGUGACCAGGCUUCAGCCACAUCCUCGGAUGAGGUGCAGUCUCCAGUGAGAGUGCGCAUGCGCAACCAUCCCCCACGCAAGAUCUCCACUGAGGACAUCAACAAGCGCCUGUCGCUCCCAGCCGACAUCCGGCUGCCUGAGGGCUACCUUGAGAAGCUGACCCUCAAUAGCCCCAUCUUUGACAAGCCCCUCAGCCGCCGCCUCCGCCGUGUCAGCCUGUCUGAGAUCGGCUUUGGGAAACUGGAGACCUACAUCAAGUUGGACAAGCUGGGUGAGGGUACCUAUGCCACUGUCUACAAAGGCAAAAGCAAGCUCACAGACAACCUUGUGGCACUAAAGGAAAUCAGACUGGAACAUGAAGAAGGGGCACCCUGCACCGCCAUCCGGGAAGUGUCCCUGCUCAAGGACCUCAAGCACGCCAACAUCGUUACACUACAUGACAUUAUCCACACGGAGAAGUCCCUCACCCUUGUCUUUGAGUACCUGGACAAGGACCUGAAGCAGUAUCUGGAUGACUGUGGGAAUGUCAUCAACAUGCACAACGUGAAACUGUUCCUGUUCCAGCUGCUCCGUGGCCUGGCCUACUGCCACCGGCAGAAGGUGCUACACCGAGACCUCAAGCCCCAGAACCUGCUCAUCAACGAGAGGGGAGAACUCAAGCUGGCUGACUUUGGCCUGGCCCGUGCCAAGUCAAUCCCAACGAAGACAUACUCCAAUGAGGUGGUGACAUUGUGGUACCGGCCCCCUGACAUUCUUCUCGGGUCCACGGAUUACUCCACCCAGAUUGACAUGUGGGGUGUGGGCUGUAUCUUCUAUGAGAUGGCCACAGGCCGGCCCCUCUUCCCGGGCUCCACGGUGGAGGAACAGCUGCAUUUCAUCUUCCGCAUCUUGGGAACCCCAACUGAGGAGACAUGGCCAGGCAUCCUGUCUAAUGAGGAGUUCAAGACAUACAACUACCCCAAGUACCGGGCUGAGGCCCUUCUGAGCCACGCACCCCGACUUGAUAGCGAUGGGGCUGACCUCCUCACCAAGCUGCUGCAGUUUGAGGGUCGCAAUCGGAUCUCCGCAGAGGAUGCCAUGAAACAUCCAUUCUUUCUCAGCCUGGGGGAGCGGAUCCACAAACUUCCUGACACUACUUCCAUAUUUGCACUAAAGGAGAUCCAGCUACAAAAGGAGGCCAAUCUUCGGUCCUCAUCAAUGCCUGACUCAGUUGCGUUGGCAGUUAGAAGAGGACGGACGGCGAUGGCGGCGGUCGCAGCGGACCCGGCCGCAGCUGCCGUCGCGGAGGCCGCUGAAGACAGAGAAAUACAGAAUGAGGCGAUCCCUGGUCUGGACGACCAGUGGCGCCAAAUCGAGAAUGGCGAGAGUGGGCGAGAACGUCCACUGCGGGCCGGCGAAAGCUGGUUCCUUGUGGAGCAACGCUGGUAUAAACAGUGGGAGGUGUACGUGCAGGGAGGGGACCAGGAUGCCAGCACCUUUCCUGGCUGCAUCAACAAUGCUGAGCUCUUUGAAGAUCAGAUAAACUGGCGCCUCAAAGAGGGACUGGUGGAGGGUGAGGAUUAUGUGCUGCUCCCAGCAGCUGCCUGGCGUUGCCUGGUCAGCUGGUAUGGCAUAGAGCAUGGCCAGCCACCUAUUGAACGCAAGGUCAUAGAGCUGCCCAACAUCCAGAAGGUGGAAGUGUACCUAAUAGAGCUGCUGCUUGUCCAGCACAAUGAUAUGGACACAGCUCUCACUGCUCAGUUCAGCCACUCUGAUUCUGUGGACCUAGUAUUGCGCACAGCUCGGGAGCAGUUUCUGGUGGAACCCCAGGAAGACACACGCCUUUGGAUCAAGAACGCAGAAGGCUCUUUGGAUCGCUUGUGCAACACACACAUAACACUGCUUGAUGCUGCCAUUGAGACUGGGCAGUUGGUCAUCAUGGAGACCCGAAACAAAGAUGGCACUUGGCCCAGUGCACAGCUACGUGUUAUGAACAACGUGUCGGAAGAAGAUGAGGACUUCCAGGGCCAGCCUGGCAUCUGUGGCCUCACCAAUCUGGGCAACACGUGCUUCAUGAACUCGGCCCUGCAGUGUCUCAGCAAUGUGCCACAGCUCACGGAGUACUUCCUCAACAACCGCUACCUGGAGGAGCUCAACUUCCGCAACCCACUGGGCAUGAAGGGUGAGCUCGCAGAGGCCUAUGCAGACCUGGUAAAGCAGGCUUGGUCUGGCUACCAUCGUUCCAUCGUGCCCAAUGUGUUCAAGAACAAGGUUGGCCAUUUUGCAUCUCAGUUUCUGGGCUAUCAGCAACAUGACUCACAAGAGCUGCUGUCGUUUCUCCUGGAUGGGCUUCAUGAAGACCUCAAUCGGGUUAAGAAGAAGGAAUACGUGGAGUUGUGUGAUGCAGCUGGGCGGCCAGAUCAGGAGGUCGCUCAGGAGGCCUGGCAGAACCAUAAACGGCGGAAUGAUUCUGUGAUCGUGGACACUUUCCAUGGCCUCUUCAAGUCCACACUGGUGUGCCCUGAUUGUGGCAAUGUGUCUGUGACCUUUGACCCCUUCUGCUACCUCAGCGUCCCACUGCCUGUCUGCCAUAAGAGGGUCCUGGAGGUCUUCUUUGUUCCCAUGGAUCCCCGCCGCAAGCCAGAGCAGCAUCGGGUUGUGGUCCCCAAGAAAGGCAAUAUCUCGGAUCUGUGUGUGGCUCUGUCCAAACACACAGGUAUAGCACCAGACAAGAUGAUAGUGGCUGAUGUCUUCAGUCACCGCUUCUAUAAGCUCUACCAGUUGGAGGAUCCUUUGAGUGGCAUCUUGGACCGUGAUGAUAUCUUCGUAUAUGAGGUAUCAGGUCGGAUUGAGGCCAUUGAGGGCUCAAGAGAUGACAUUGUGGUUCCUGUCUACCUGCGGGAGCGCACUCCAGCCCGAGACUACAACAAUUCCUACUAUGGUCUGAUACUUUUCGGGCACCCUCUUCUGGUAUCAGUGCCCCGAGACCGGUUCUCCUGGGAGGGCCUGUAUAACAUCCUGAUGUACCGGCUUUCACGCUAUGUAACCAAACCCAGCUCAGAUGAAGAGGACGAUGGAGAUGACAAAGGUGAGGAUGAGGACAGUGAUGAAGAAGAGAAAGAGGAAAUGCCUGGGCCUUCCACUAGGGGCAGCCUUCGAGACUCUGAGCGAGAACAGGCUGGGCCCAGCUCUGGGGUCACCAGGAGGUGCCCAUUCCUCUUGGACAAUUGCCUUCGUACAUCUCAGUGGCCCCCAAGGCGGCGGCGUAAGCAACUGUUCACUCUGCAGACGGUGAACUCCAAUGGAACCAGUGACCGCACAACCUCCCCUGAAGAAGUGCAAACCCAGCCAUAUAUUGCCAUGGACUGGGAGCCAGAAAUGAAGAGGCGCUACUAUGAUGAGGUGGAGGCUGAGGGCUACGUGAAGCAUGACUGCGUGGGGUACAUGCUGAAGAAGGCUCCAGUGCAGCUGCAGGAGUGCAUUGAGCUUUUCACUACUGUGGAGACCCUGGAGAAAGAAAACCCCUGGUACUGCUCCUCCUGCAAGCAGCACCAGCUGGCCACCAAGAAACUGGACCUGUGGAUGCUGCCUGAGAUUCUCAUCAUCCACCUGAAGCGCUUUUCCUUUUCCAAGUUUUCCCGCGAGAAGCUGGACACCCUUGUGCAGUUUCCUAUCCGGGAUCUGGACUUCUCCGAGUUUGUCAUCAAACCGCAAAACGAGUCGGCUCCAGAGCUGUACAAAUAUGAUCUCAUUGCAGUUUCCAACCAUUAUGGGGGCAUGCGUGAUGGACACUAUACAACAUUUGCCUGCAACAAGGACAGUGGACAGUGGCACUACUUUGAUGACAACAGUGUGUCACCUGUGAAUGAGAAUCAGAUUGAGUCUAAGGCAGCCUAUGUCCUAUUCUACCAGCGACAGGAUGUGGCACGCCGCCAGUCCCAGCCUGGCUCACCUGGCCCUUCAACCUCCACCACUUGCAGUUCCCCACCCAACCCUGAGUUCAUGGAUGUUAACUGAGCAGCCCUGGAGCCCACCACAGGGAAGGAAGCCCUGUCUGCCACCCUACUUCUUGUGUCCACCCCCACUCUUACCCGUGUUCGGUGCCCCCGCCAGGCAUUGCAGGCUUAGAUGUGGCUACUGUUUUCCUGUGCUGCUGUAUUUUUCUUGCCCGGGAAGAAGAGGCCCUGUGCUCCCGGCAGUGUGCCCUGCCUGUGUGUGCCCAUAGAGCAGUGACCUUCCCUCCUAGUCUUAUUUAUGGUGUCCCCUCCCCUCUUUCCCCACCCUUCAGUGUUCUUAGUGGCUGAUGAUGGGGGUUCACCUGAACACAGAGUGUAUUUUCUUAUUGAGACCCUGUACCUUCUUCUGUGUGUGUCAAAUACAUAAAGCUCCAGUCUGUUCCUUA
Molecule: messenger RNA, 5031 nt
Organism: Sciurus carolinensis (gray squirrel)
Lineage: Eukaryota; Metazoa; Chordata; Mammalia; Rodentia; Sciuridae
Gene: Cdk16
Product: cyclin dependent kinase 16
Exons: 36
Coding region: 408-4646 (1412 amino acids)
Biological process (GO): protein phosphorylation; exocytosis; protein deubiquitination
Cellular component (GO): cytoplasm; nucleus; synaptic vesicle
Molecular function (GO): ATP binding; cysteine-type deubiquitinase activity; protein kinase activity
Source: RefSeq, a predicted model, not a curated record